ACACACACACACACACACACACACACACACACUUUAGCUCAGGCUCCUCGGUUGACCUUGCUGUGUUGUUGAGCGCUCGCUGCAAAUAAACAAACACCGUCCACGACAUGGCAACCCCAGGUUUACCCACAGUGUCCGUGCCUCAGGUGGGCGCAGUUGCAGGCUCUGGAUUCCGCUUGUCCAAAGAGCAUUUGGUGGUUGCCGUGCCGGUCGCGUUGGUUGCAGCUGUCGGAGGUUUCCUAGUCAGCCACUACUUGAGCAAGCGCAGCUGUAAAAAGGGCAUGGUGAACACGUGCAUCAGUAAAGACAGUCCCAAAGUGGUCCACAGCUUCGACAUGGAGGACAUCGGCACCAAGGCCGUGUACUGCCGCUGCUGGAAGUCGAAGAAGUUCCCGUACUGCGACGGGGCCCACGCCAAACACAACGAGGAGACCGGAGACAACGUCGGACCGCUCAUCAUCAAAAAGAAGGAUGCUUAAACCUCCCAACCCAUCGCUUUCACUUGGUCUAAUCUCUCAUCAUCAUCAUCACUGCGGUGCCGGUUAAAGUGCGAUACUGUCACAAAUUAACCAAAAAAAAAAAAAAAAAAAGGUUGAUCUUCCUCUUCACAGCCCAGAAAAGAAACUCAAAAGUGUUUAAAGACGUCAAUGAAUUUUGAUUUCGUACAUUCCCACACUGUUCCCUACGUUAACCAAAAAGAAUAAUAAUCAAAGGUCAUUCGAGGACAGAUAAGGAAGGGACUUUGACAAUCAGCUCAGUCAGACAUGGAGGUGCUACGACGUACUUCCACGCCUGGCGUCACCUGUGUGUCCUUCUCUGCUCCUCCUCUAAAGGUGUCUGGCAGCUCUUUGCCUCGGUCAGUCCAGUAUUUGAUUUGAAUUCAGCGGGGAAAAAAAGCCUUACAGUUACAUUUCUAAGCCAGUCCGAACACACAUAAUCCAUCUUGAAUGUUGCGUUUGUUUGUUUUUUUUUGUUGCACAGAGGAAACUAAAGUUAAUAUUUGUCUUAAGUGAUCUUUAAACACUAUCUGCUGUAUGUAAACUGUAAAGUGUUCCCCUCGUGAAGGAUAUACACAUAUAUAUAUAUUUUUGCUUAUUUCAUUAGAUUUAUUUUCUACCGGCUGCGGUUGCGUCUUGACUCCUGAUGAUUUAUUGUUCUGUAUAUUGUGAAUAAAACCUGUUGAGUGAUCUGA
Molecule: messenger RNA, 1192 nt
Organism: Larimichthys crocea (large yellow croaker)
Lineage: Eukaryota; Metazoa; Chordata; Actinopteri; Sciaenidae
Product: CDGSH iron-sulfur domain-containing protein 1
Exons: 3
Coding region: 108-479 (123 amino acids)
Biological process (GO): regulation of autophagy
Cellular component (GO): intracellular membrane-bounded organelle; mitochondrial outer membrane
Molecular function (GO): 2 iron, 2 sulfur cluster binding
Source: RefSeq, a predicted model, not a curated record